This is a messenger RNA of Microstroma glucosiphilum, 2100 nucleotides long. RefSeq lists its product as hypothetical. Bases 46 to 1632 code for a protein of 528 amino acids. The transcript has 7 exons. The record is from RefSeq and is a predicted model, not a curated record. Lineage: Eukaryota; Fungi; Basidiomycota; Exobasidiomycetes; Microstromatales; Microstromataceae.
CCUUCUGAUACUCUGCUGAGACACAAACGUCUUUCCACCAUCACCAUGACACUCAAUGGCGACACGAACGUCCUCGAAGGCAUCCUUCGUGAGCUACAAGCACUCCGUCUCAAGAAUGACCAGCUGGAAGCAAAGCUCGACAACUUGACUGCUUCAUCGUCUUCGCACAGCCGAAGAUACUCUUCCUCUGGCCUCACCCCAGUCACCUCUCCCAAUGCCCUCGAGCCCACCUCACCUCGACUAGGGCUCGCACUGAGCAGCAGCAUCCCACCCAUUUCCGGUGAGAUCCCGCCAUCAGCUGCAGGUACGGUCACUCCGAAUCCGAUUGUGGCCUCUAUCUACCCUCAGAGGGUCAUUCUUACCACUCACCCUGGUCAGCCGGGUAUUCGACCACUGCCAAUGGAGUGGGCCGCAAAGGACUGGAAGUCCAGAGGACCCGUGGUGGCUUCUAGACACCCCAACAGUAUCAAGAUCCGCAACGCCCUCGGUGCGUACGGUGGAUCUUACUCCAUCUACCGCGCCCUCGCAACCGCCAUGGGUCAACUUGAUCCCAAUCAUCGUCCCGACUUCACCAACACGGAACCCUCUUUUGACAUUCCACCCAAUCCAACCUGGUUUGACAAGGGAAAGAUCGUCUCCCUCGACCCGUGGGGUCAUCUUGCUCCCCAGCUCUUCAAGAGCGAAUUUGACGCUGGUGUGGAUGUGAGGCCGACGAUUGCUAUGACUCGGGCACAUAUCAAGAUGCCUGAACUGGAUCAGGCGAUUAUGGUUGGUAAUUUGCAUGUGGACGGGAAGAUUGUGGUACCGUCGACGCAUCUGCCGGGACAGGAUCCCAGCACCGAUCCCGGAGUGGAGAUCAACACUUCCAAGGCCGCUGUUGAGCCCGUCUGGUACCUCCCAGGUGUAGCGGAACGCCUCGGCGUCCCAGAAGGUCUGCUCCGUCGAGCCCUCUUCGAGGACUCGGGCGGAUCGUACCCUGAGCUCCUCACCCGUCACGACCUCAAGGUAUUCCUACCACCCAUCAAUGGUCUGACCGUCUACAUCUUUGGUCCGCCAGAGUAUCUUCGAGACCCUACGAAGGAGGUCACUGUCAGAGUGCACGAUGAGUGCAACGGCUCCGACACGUUCGGAAGUGACAUCUGCACCUGCCGUCCCUACUUGGUGUACGGCAUCCUCGAGGGAAUCAAGUGCGCUCAGCGAGGCGGUGUAGGCUGCAUCGUCUACUUCCGCAAGGAAGGUCGCGCUCUAGGCGAAGUAACAAAGUACCUCGUUUACAAUGCCCGAAAGCGAGGAAUCGAUAGUGCCAGCACCUACUUCAAGCGAACAGAGGGAGUAGCGGGCUUGAAGGAUGCACGAUUCCAGGCGUUGAUGCCUGAUGUGCUCAACUGGUUGGGCAUCACAAAGAUCGACAAUCUCAUCUCCAUGAGCGACAUGAAGUACGACGCCAUCAUCUCUUCCGGCAUCCGAGUCGGCCGUCGCUACGAGAUUCCUGCCGAAUUGAUUCCAACGGAUAGUCAAGUUGAGAUUCAAGCCAAGAUUGCAAUGGGUUAUUAUAGUGGUAAAGCGGGACCUGUAACGGAAGAAGACUUGAAAAAGACGGUGGGAAGAUCUUGGGAGGAUAUUGAGCACUGAGCACUGAGCACUGAGCAUCCAAGGAGCUCCUGAGUGUUGAGGUAAAGGGGGCAGGAAGAGAGCAUACACUGGCAUAUUUCUCGCGAGGUGUCAGCAUGUGUGGGUUGAGUGAAAUGCCGCUGUCACCACGUUGACAAUCACUGGUAGACUUUGUCCCUAGACGAACGCAAAUGACACAUCAGUGAUGAGCAAACGAAUCCAAUUAGAAGCGCCUACGUGAAAAGACCGUGGUGACUACGAAUAUAGCAGUGACAUGGAUAAGCAAAGCGCUCUUGACGCCUCCCUCUCUCCAACGUAUUCCCUCCGCCUCCCUUCUUGUCGCUCAUUUUCCAAGAUGUGUUGGUCCCCCAGCCACAGCCCCGGCCACAGCCUAGAGCUUUUCCUUUUCCUGUACAAAGCGCAUCAGGUACUUGAUCAUCCUCCAGCUCUCCUCUCCUGUCGGCCUAAUCAUCUCCGGCGGCAGUGUGA